AUCCAGAUAACACGAAGGUAAAGUGACCGGGAGAGUACUUCUGGGGAGAGUACUUCUGAGCUCGCAGAGAUGUAAAACGUGGCCACGCCGGAGGUGACGAGUACGAUUUCUGCGCGCAGGACGGAAGCGUUGGGGCUGUGUAAACUGAUCCCUCUAAGGUGUUUGUUAGGGGCCCAUUGCAACAUGACCUUUUUUGCAUUCCUUAGAUUACUACUAGGUUUUCCUUGUCGGGUCAUUCAUGUGUGACCUGUUUCCCAUGGGUCGACCGAUGAACUCAACAGCAUACCGGUACCGUUCCUACCCGAAUAAUAAAUGAGCCAUAUGGAGUAACCGGAUAUCUGGGUUGGCAAAACAACUAUUGCCUUGAUUUUACCUGAAUGAACCGGUCCUGGAGCUGGCCACAUUUCCAUAUGUAACCAGCGGCACACUAUCAGCUUCCGAGUCAUGGUCGAAGAACCCUGCUCACUCUGCACCAACCUUUCACAAAAAGGCAACCAAGCUCAUGACUAUUAUUGUCUGUCUCCCUUUGUCACCGAACCAGAUGGAUCUGGCAGUGGAGCAAAAGUCCAGAGAAUUGGACGCGAAAACUACUAGUACUGCUGAAGUUGAGUUGAGGAUGGCGCAGCGCUUACCCCUCCCUGCCCGUGCCAGCUUUCACAUAUUGUGGUCAACAGAUUCUAAACGAUGGCACCGGAAAGGGGACUCAAACGCCCAUGGAAUGAAGAAUCAAAUGUGCACAAUCUGCCUUCCAAGAUACUUCGAACUGAUGUCGACUCGGAGCUUGAAACUCGCCAAGUAAUACGUUGGAUGCACUCGCGCAGCUCGUGGAUAAGAAAUGUCGGAUGGUUAAACAAGGUCCAGGAAGGGGAUGAAAAGACCGAGCUAGAACAAGAGCUUAGGAACGAACUGCUAUCGUCAAUAAUCGAAGAGGGGGAGGAAAUUUCGGCCGCGCUGCAACAGCUCGCACUCGAGAUCGUGAGGGCAGUUCAACGAGACCCAGCAGUCCUCGCCACCGAAUUGGGCAAGUUCUAUGAUACAAUUCGUCCUCCCAAAGUUGCGGAUGCUAGGAAAGAGUCCAUGAUGCGUGUGGUUUCGGCCAGAGCCCAAGCAGAGGCCACGAUCAAGUCAUGGACCUCUGACUAUGAAGGAGAUGCCGUGCGUCGCUUUCAAAGUCACCUCAGGACUGCCGCUUUCAUGGGCGCAGCCGCAUCGAAUCUCUACGCGAAAAGUUUUGUGGUGGCUAAUUCUUCUGGCAUGGGCAAGACCCGUAUGAUUGACGAAUCAUCGAAAACUCUGUUUACCAUUCUGUUUGUGCUCAGCGAUGCCAGCGGUGGCUUCCCUCCUGCAGACAACGAUGUGCUGACGUACUUCUUGUUUCCGAGGAAGCUGAAGGACUGCCACACCGCCAUAAUGUGCUUUCUCCAGAUACUCUUCGACGAAUUGGCCGAGGUACUAAGGCAUGGACAAGAACGAUUGGGGACAGCAAAACAUGCCGAAUUGGCAAACUGGUUUCGGGGAUACAUGGCGACCUGGACUCAUAUCAGUGAACCGAGCCCAACACGGGUGGAGUUCUUCAGACGUGUGGUGAAGAAAUCAGAACUGGCGACGGAACUCGCACUGAAAGAAGAGGGUUCUACGUGGAAAACACAGGGUAAUCAGUCGCCUCGCCUGUCAACCAGAGACAACACUUGCAAGUCUGAUAUGAUAGCUUCAUUCCAAAACCUCUCAGACUUAUUGAAUCAUGGUCAUGAUGACUCUCUACCAACUGUAUUGCUCGCAUUUGAUGAAGCUCACACACUGUUGAGAACAGUUGCAAAUGACGAUGGGGAGAUUGAUUCCGUCUACUCAGUAUUGCGCCGAGUAUUGCGCUAUCUGAACGAGAACUCUUUCCUGGCAUGUUUCCUCUCAACAUCUGCCAGCGUCACACAAUUCGACUCUCCGAUGCGGUUCGAUCCAUCAACCCGAAUGCAGUCAGGGAAGUAUCACACCUUUCCGGCAUUCACCAGAUUUCCCUUCAACAUGGCACGGGUACAACCAGAUGAGAUGGAUUUGACCGUGGUGGGCAAAGAUGACUUCAUGUGCAAGCAGUCGAGAAUAUUGUUUCGCAAACGGGCUGAGUACGGCGUCGGUAAUGACGUGGGCGACAGCUUGGUAGAUUUUGCGAGGGAGAAGCUGCUCGGCAGCUCGGCUGCCUCGGGUUUCGAUGAUGAGCAAAAGCUGGCGAUUUUAUCACGACGGAUUCCCAUCGAUAUUCGCACGAACACAGGUGCAGCCCUCACGUCGAUAAAUCGGCAGAUUGCUCGGCACAUGCGUGUGCUUUACAGAAUAACAAACAAGAACGAAACACUCAUAACCGGAUCUCCGGGCGAGCCAAUCAUCUCUGAGGGCGCCAAGGGUGCAAUGGCCACUUUUAAUGUAGCAGAUGCCCUCAAAGGGAUUUUGCGCUCUCCCGGAAUCGGCGUGGGUGAACGGGGGGAGAUGGUGGCCGAGCUCCUUCUUGUUCUCGCCAGUGAUGCUUCCACUCGCGAAGGCAAAUUUUCGAUACCUGCCUUCUUCGAGAGCCUGCUCACUCCUAUCUCGUGGAAGGAGCUCAAGGAGUCUAGAGCAUCACGUGGUCGAUUGUUCCAUAUCAAGAGCUUCCAGCAGACAUUCGAGAACUCAUACGGUAACUUUAAUCACAUCAUCAAGAUUCGCGGGAGCGUCCCGGGCCCGAAGUCAUGGUAUCGAUACCUUACGAGACGCGCCGGCAUUUCUACGCAGUUCGGGCAAUACGGUAUAGAUGCUGCAUUUCCCUGCACUAUCAAUGGAACCGAGAUCGCGCGGGACAACACCAGCUCAAUGUUGAUUCAAGUUAAGGCUGUCGCUAGUAUGCAAAGUCCCCAGGAACUGGUUUUCGAGAAGAUGGAUAGAAUUGUGGCCGAAAUGCAGGAUGAGGAUGACACCAAGUCGAGCUCUCAAGGGAAAGGAAAACGUCAAGAGGAAGGCGAACCCGAACCCGAACUGAAACUCAUACCUGUUAUACGAGUGGUCCUCUCACUGAAAUCCAACGAAGCGCAGGUGACGGUGAUGGAAUACGAGGACUACGACAAUGAAAUGCUGACAUGGGACAUCUAUGUGCCUUUCUUGGCACUGAAAGCUGUUCAGCAGAAUCCGGACGUGUGGCGGUCUGCAUUGCACAUGGAGUUAGAUGCGGGGACGGUGUACGAGGAUGAUGCCAUUCUCAAAGGGAUGGAUCCCGGGGCCGAGGAAAGCGACGAGUUUUGGCCAAAUUGGGACCCAAUGGAAGGGUAA
This is a messenger RNA of Dacryopinax primogenitus, 3291 nucleotides long. RefSeq lists its product as uncharacterized. Bases 685 to 3291 code for a protein of 868 amino acids. The transcript has 7 exons. The record is from RefSeq and is a predicted model, not a curated record. Lineage: Eukaryota; Fungi; Basidiomycota; Dacrymycetes; Dacrymycetales; Dacrymycetaceae.